CGGUAUCCAGUUAUAUAAUACAUCCAUGGUUUACCGGUGCUAAACUGCUUAACUCUGGGAAAUCCUGCUGCCCUUUCACCCACUUCCCUCUGUUAUUGACCCGUCGGACACAUCAAAGCAAACCCAUGUGACUAGCUCAGGAUGCCUGGCUCAGCCCCGAUUAGUUGCAUGGGACCAUGGCCCAAAGAUGUAGGCGUCAUCGCCAUGGAGCUGUACUUCCCAUCCCAGUAUGUGGACCAGGCGGAGCUGGAGCAGUACGACGGAGUCACGGCCGGUAAAUACACAGUCGGGCUGGGUCAGGCUCGCAUGGGCUUCUGCUCGGACCGAGAGGACAUCAACUCUCUGUGCCUCACCGUGGUCCAGAGGCUGAUGGAGAGGAACGGCUUGUCCUACGACAGCAUCGGUCGACUGGAAGUUGGCACCGAAACCAUCAUUGACAAGUCAAAGUCUGUCAAGACGGUCAUCAUGCAGCUGUUUGAGGACUCUGGCAAUACAGAUGUGGAGGGUAUCGACACCACCAAUGCCUGCUAUGGUGGCACAGCCGCGCUCUUCAAUGCUGUUAACUGGGUGGAGUCCAGCUCAUGGGAUGGCCGUUAUGCGUUGGUGGUCGCGGGUGACAUUGCCGUCUACGCUACAGGAAGUGCCCGGCCUACAGGGGGCGCUGGCGCGGUGGCCAUGCUGGUCGGACCGGACGCUCCGCUGGCCUUUGAACGGGGUCUGCGCGGAACUCACAUGCAGCACGCGUACGACUUCUACAAGCCGGACCUGGUGUCGGAGUAUCCUGUUGUGGAUGGGAAGCUCUCGAUAGAGUGCUACCUGAGUGCCUUGGACCGCUGUUACUCCGUGUAUCGCAACAAGAUCCACGCGCAGUGGCAACGAGAGGGUUCAGAGAAGGGCUUCAGCCUGGAGGACUUUGGGUUUCUGGUCUUCCACUCCCCCUACUGCAAGCUGGUGCAGAAGUCGCUGGCCAGGUUGAUGCUGAACGACUUCCUGAACUACCCCAGCCCCGACACAGAGACAGGACCUUUCGCAGGCCUGGAUGCCUUCAGAGAUGUGAAGCCGGAGGAAACGUACUUUGACAGAGAUGUGGAGAAGGCCUUCAUGAAAGCCAGCGCAGACUUGUUCGAGAGGAAGACCAAGCCCUCCCUGCUGAUCUCCAACCAGAACGGAAACAUGUACACGCCCUCCGUCUACGGCUGCCUGGCGUCCCUCAUCGCUGAACACAAGCCGUCACAGUUGGCAGGACAGAGGAUCGGACUUUUCUCCUACGGCUCGGGAUUCGCCGCUACCCUGUAUUCUGUCAGAGUCACGCAGGACCAAACCCCCGGAUCUGCUCUGGACAAACUUGCCUCCAGCCUGAGCGACCUGAGACCCAGACUGGACUCAAGGAAGAAGAUCUCACCUGCUGUUUUCUCUGAGAGCAUGAAACUGCGAGAGGACACCCAUCACCUAGCCAGCUACGUCCCUCGAGGCUCCGUGGAGGACCUAUUCCCAGGAACGUGGUACCUGACCCGCGUGGACGACAAACACCGCAGGGAGUACGCCCGCAGACCUCUGGACGAUGACCUGCCCGCUGAGCCGGAGGUGGUUCGGUCCAGCUCAGCCACCGAGCACAUCCCCAGUCCUCUCAAGAAGAUGCCUCGCAUCCCUGCGGCCUCAGCUGGAUCUGAAACCGCCACCGGCAACUGAGAACCUCCAGGUCCAGACUUUAGAAACGACACUACGCUAGAGAUGGGCGGGAGGUCCAGACGAGGCCGGGCCACCUCCACACUUCUUCUUAGACUUUAAACUGAGGAGGCGGCGGCAGCUGCACAAAGUCCUGCCUGUGCAGCCCCCAAUCAAACCAGAACAUGGUCAGGUAGAUCGUUACCUGUCUGACCACUCUCAUCUCAAUGAUUAGUUUGUUUGAAUUAUAUUUUAUUUCAGAGCUUACAUUUGAAUGUAUUUGAACACAGUGUGUUUGUGCAGAGUGGACAGUUGUGCGUGGGAGGAGAACAGACUAAAACACUGCUCGAGAGCUCGGCAGCUGCCGCCCAGCUAGAAGAAAUGGACCUAUCUUUCUGUGGCUUCAGGCCUGUUGAUAAAAGAAAAAGAAACAUAACAAAGGGAUAAAAAUUAGUUUCUGCCCCAGCAACACUCUGUAUGUGGGUCCGUGUACUUCGCGGCCAUAGGUUUUUUGUUUUGAAAUGACAAAAUAAAAAUAGAGAUAUAAUCCGUUUCCCAUCUUUUGUUUUGAUAAUAAAAAACGGAAAACGGAUCGUUAUCCAUUAUCCGUUAUCCGAUUUCAUUGAUGUGUUUGAAAAUCGAAAUUGGGAAUUAAAACAGGGUCCGUGUAUCUUUUGGUCAUUGGAUUUUUCCGUC
Messenger RNA from Cololabis saira (Pacific saury), 2361 nucleotides. RefSeq names its product 3-hydroxy-3-methylglutaryl-CoA synthase 1 (soluble) (gene hmgcs1). Gene Ontology annotation, biological process: acetyl-CoA metabolic process. The record is from RefSeq and is a predicted model, not a curated record. Lineage: Eukaryota; Metazoa; Chordata; Actinopteri; Beloniformes; Belonidae. The coding region runs from base 142 to 1689 and encodes 515 amino acids. The transcript is spliced from 10 exons. Gene Ontology annotation, molecular function: hydroxymethylglutaryl-CoA synthase activity.